AUGUCGACGCCAGGCACCAGCUCACAAGCCAGCUCGCACCCCGUACCAAAUAACCUCACACGUUCCAACACAGACAACUUCAAGCGAUGCUGCAUCUGUUACGAGGAUGAAGGCGAACGCACUACCGAACCGGUCAUCCAUCCUUGUACAUGCAGUUUGCCCGUCCACGAGACAUGCCUUAUACGAUGGUACGAAGAGAUCCAAAAGCGGCACAACCGUGACGACGUGAGCUGUCCGCAGUGCAAGGCUCCCUUCAGGGUCGAGGAGCCCUUUGACUUUGUCGUGGCUCUGCGCGAUACAAUACAUUCCCAGUUCAGCAAGGUGUCACCCAUUAUCCUCGCGUCCAUGGCCGUGAGCGGUACCUUUGCCAGCUCUGCUACAUACGGUGUUAUCGCUGCCUCCUGGUUUGCUGGCUACGAGACUGCACUCGGGUGGGUCGGCCUUCAGAUUACUUCCGGUCAAGCUGUUGCCGUACCCGUGGCAAGAAGUGCGCGAUACGGCCUCGCACUCAUAACCCAGGACGAUCACCCAACAUGGCCGCCCUCACCCACGUGGGCAAUGGUUAUGAUGCCUUAUAUACAUAUGAGUUAUAUUAGAUUCUACGAUUACUGGCUAAGCCCGAUCGACAAUCGCCUCAACCGGGCUCUACGGGGUCUCGAAACCAGCCUUCAGCCCAUCGAUAGUGCCGCCGGCGAAUCCGAGGCCGGAAACAACGACAACAAUGGAAACCAGGACCGUGGAAGCCGCUUCAGCAUGUCCGACCUCCUAGACCUGGGCCGCACCGCUUGGAUUGUCUUCAUCAACCCCCCAGACCAGAACGAAGCAAAUCUAGAUGAUCCUUGGGGACUAGGCGCUAAUGCCCUCAACGGUAACGAUGGCUUCGACUUCGAAGUAGGCGCUAAUGCCGUCAACAAUAAUGCCGUCAACAAUAAUGCCGUCAACAAUAAUGCCGUCAACAAUAAUGCCGUCAACGGUAACGAUGGCUUCGACUUCGAUGAUUUCCUAUUUUCUGACCUUGACCGUCCGGGGCCUCACGAUGAGGAUAUUCCCACUGCCAUCGACGGUGCAUCAGGUGGGCUCUGGGAUGUGCCUCCACUGAAUCAAGACGUACCAAUUGGUAUGGUUUGGGGAGGGGGUCUACAGUAUCCAGAGUAUAUACAACCACAACCACAACCAGCUCCACCCGAACCAGCACCAGCCCAAGCGGCACCAGCCCAAGCGGCACCAGCCCAAGUACCGCCAGCCCAAGCAGCAGAAGCCGAGGCUCGCACCUCGGCCCCAGCAGUGCCAGCGCCCGCGCCCGCGCCAGCAGCAGCAGCAGCUCCACCUCCACAGCCCGCAGCACGGGAAAGGAACGACGACGACCAAGACGGCGUGGAACUCCCCCCGGUUUCCUUCACAGAUCUCACCAACAACGUAGUCACCUCUCUCCUCUUCCCCUUUAUCUCGUACGGCAUGGGCGAGCUUCUCCGCCUCUCACUACCGAGGUCGUGGACUUCCCCACCCAAGCCCAUUGUCACGUCGGGGUUCUUUAGGAGUGGAAAAAUCAUGCAAGGAGGGCCCGGCGGUCUGCUGCAACAGAGAUGGGGACGCAGUCUGGCGGGUGGCUGUCUAUUCGUGGUGAUCAGGGACGUGUUUGAACUGUAUGCCAAGUACAGGAAUGUGCAGGCGAAGAAAGCGCGGAGAAUUGUGAGAAAAAAGGGGGGAGAAGGAGGAGGAGGACAGAGGUCUAAUCGGAGGGCUGCUGGCGCUGGCGCUGGCGCUGGCACUGGUAAUCAGUAGGACUUUGCCAGUCUCAUCUCGCGUUCGAGGCGGGGGUGGUUUUGGUCAGUACUUGACCAGACGUGAAUAUUUGGAAGGAUAAUAGUGUUGGGUGAGAUGUGUUAUUGAUCCAGCGAGAACUGGGACAGGUUGGGCGAUUGGCACUAUGCAGCGAACUGGGCCGUGGUCUGGGUGUGCAUUUACAUGGGUUUUGGCGUUACAACUGCUUGAUGGUCUCCUUUCUGGCCUUUGUAUAUAUAUAUUCUUUUGGUUCUUUUUUUUCAUCCCCUCAUGGUGAAAUUGGUGAGGGGAAUUCACAUAGCGUUUUUCCGUGUAUAUAUUCUAGGACUGUUUGAGAUAACCAUGGUAGCUAUCAUGGCUGUAAAGACACAAGUUGAGCGG
Neurospora tetrasperma FGSC 2508 is the source of this 2163-nucleotide messenger RNA. RefSeq lists its product as uncharacterized. The transcript has 2 exons. Gene Ontology annotation, molecular function: zinc ion binding. The coding region runs from base 1 to 1782 and encodes 593 amino acids. NCBI's taxonomy places the organism in Eukaryota, Fungi, Ascomycota, Sordariomycetes, Sordariales, Sordariaceae. The record is from RefSeq and is a predicted model, not a curated record.